Molecule: messenger RNA, 1489 nt
Organism: Paramecium pentaurelia
Lineage: Eukaryota; Ciliophora; Oligohymenophorea; Peniculida; Parameciidae
Source: the annotation of a GenBank genome assembly
AUGGAAGAGUUCGAGAUAUUAGAUUUUAAUGAACUUUAACAAGAGUAGAAAGGAAUAGAUAAGGCAGCAAAAUUUUUGUAAAAGAAGUUAUAAAAUGGAUUUAAAAUCAGUAUAGUGAUUAAAAAAUAACAUAAUUUUGCUUUGCCUCCUUUGCAAUAAAAGAAAAAUGAUUUAUUCUCUAAACAACAUCAACCUAUCGAUAUAGUAUAAUUUAACUUAAUAAUAGAUUAGUUAAAGUUCUGAGUAAACUGAGCACAAUGAUAAAUAAGGUUCUUCAACAUCUUCACAUUCUAGUAUCAAAAUGAAUAAGAAAUUAACUGUUCCUCCAACUUAACAUUAAACACCCCAAUUAGAUUAAGAUGAAUAGAAAAGUGAAAAAUCUGAAAAUGAUUAAAUUUCUUUCUAUUAGAACAUGAAUAACAGUUUUGAACAUUCUCUAAAAGAUAAUUUAUUAAGUCAAAAGAUUCAAACAGGAUUGUUAUUCAUGAGAGAUGGUAAUACAAAAGUAGCUUUAGAGAAGAUGAUGGAUGUGUAUAAAGAUGGAAAUGACUAAUUAAAAUAAUGUUAGGAUUAAUAAUAAAUUUCAGUAUUAAUAAUAAUUUGCAUUUAAUCGCUUUGCUAUGCAUCCCAAAUAUUUAGGGAGUUGGGACAAUUUAGUGAAGCUUAAAAGUAAUAAUUCAUAUUUAUAUUAUAGAUGUUUAGAUAAAUGUUUAAAUUAAUUUGAGAUUAAUGACUUUGAUUUAUUAUGCUAAAUAUAUAUUGCAAAGGCACAAUGUUGUUUACUCAAUAAUUAAUAUUUAUAAUCUCUAGAUUAUUAUACAAAAGCAUUAAUACAUUAUGAAUAAGUAAAUUGGAAGUUGGAAAUUGCAAAAUUAUUAGUUAAAAUAUCUUUUGUGUAUGCUUUAUUAAGUAACUUUAAAUAAUUUAAAUAAAGAUGAUUUUGUUGAUGCAAAGAAGAUUUGUUAUGAAGGAUUGUCAAUUUUAUAAAGUAAACUCUCACAUUCUGACUAAAGAAUAUAUGAAACUUAUUAUACUUUGGGAUGUAUCUAUUAUCUUGAAAAAGAAUAUGAUUUCGCUUUAGAAUAUUUAGAUUAAUCUAAGGAUGGAUAUAUUAAAUUGUAAUAAUCAUUUUUAAUUAGGUAUGGCGAAAAACAUAUUAACAUUAUAAAGAUUCUCAAUUUAUAGGGUGUGAUCAACCAUUUAUAAGGAAAUAGUAGUAAUGCUAUGGAAUUCUAUGAAUAGAUUGUAUGUUUAUAUGGGUAUAUUACAUUAUUAUAUUAAUAGAGACUCUUAAAAUAUUGGAUUAGCAUUAGUAUUGAAUAAUCUAGCCUUGGCUUAUUUAGAUAGAAUGAAAUUUAAAAGUGCAAAGUUGUCUUUUGAAAAAGCAACAGCUAUUUUGAAAUUAUAUCUCAAUGAAUAACAUCCUACUUUUUAAAGAAUCGAAAAGAAUAAGAAACUUGUUGUAGCGGCUACUUUAUCUUAUAUAUGA